AUGCCAGUCUCCUCCGUCUUGGCCAGCCCGGCCUCCCAAAUGAUCCAGGCAUAUCUCAAUAACCCGCGCCUGUCCAACAUCAAGAACAUCGUCUUCAUUAUCUUCGUCUACAAGCUCCUCUCCUUCCUCAAUACCACCUUCCUCGUCCACGGACCCAACCGCACAUACCGGGAGGUCAAGGCCUACUUGGCUGCUCUCGCCUUCAGAUGCGCCAAGAUGGUCCCUAGUGUCAGGAACAAGUUAGAGACUGAGCUCGGAAAGGCUGCUAAGGACAUCGAGGAUAAGGUCGCACCCCAGGAUGACAACUUCCCCCGUUACAUCACCUUGCCCAAGCACGGAUUCUCAGAGGAGAUGAUGAACAAGGAGCUCGCCAGAUACAGCGAGUUGCCUCACACCCGUUGGGAGGAGGGACGUGUCUCUGGAGCCGUCUACCACCACAACAAGGUCCUCUCGGAUCUCUCUGCUCGCGCCUACAGGACAUUCUCCAGCGCCAACCCCCUGCAUCCCGAGGUCUUCCCCGGUGUCAGAAAGAUGGAGGCUGAGGUCUGCGCCAUGGUCUCUGCUCUCUUCCAUGCUGGCCCCGAUGCUGGAGCCGUCAUGACCUCUGGAGGCACCGAAUCUAUCUUGAUGUCCUGCAAGACUCACCGCGAGUGGGGCAAGGCUGUCAAGGGCAUCACCAAGCCUGAAAUUGUUGCCCCUGUCACCAUCCACGCUGCAUUCGACAAGGCUGCCGACUACUUUGGCAUGAAGCUGAUCCACGUUCCCAUCGACCCCGUCACCAUGCAGGCCGAUAUGAACGCCGUCAAGAAGGCCAUCAACAAGAACACUGUCCUCUUGGCUGGAUCCGCCAUCAACUACCCCCACGGUGUCAUGGAUGAUAUUGUCGGAAUGGGCAAGCUCGCCAAGAAGCACAACAUUGGUUUCCACGUCGACUGCUGCUUGGGAAGUUUCAUGGUUGCCUUUGCCGAGAAGGCCGGCUACAAACUCCCUGCUUUCGACUUCCGUGUUCCCGGAGUCACCGCCAUCUCGUGCGACACUCACAAGUACGGAUUCGCCCCUAAGGGAUCUUCUAUCAUCAUGUACCACAGCAAGGCUCUUCGUCGCUUCCAGUACUUCAAGAAGGGUGACUGGCCUGGUGGAAUCUAUGCCUCUCCCUCGAUUGCCGGUUCCCGUCCCGGAGCGUUGAUUGCCGGAUGCUGGGCAUCAAUGAUGCACAUUGGUGAGGAAGGCUACAUUAAGGAGGCCAAGCACAUUAUCGGUGCCCAGAUCAAGGUCCGCAAGGCGAUCGAGGCCAUCCCCAGCUUGUAUGUGUACGGUAGCCCUAUGACGUCGGUCGUUGCCUUCAACUCGAAGAAGUACAACAUCUACGAUAUCAGCGACGAGAUGUCGAAGCGCGGCUGGCACUUGUCUGCCCUCCAGAACCCUCCUGGUGUCCACUUUACGUCGACGAUCCCCUCUGCCGAUGCAUCGGACGAGUUCAUUACCGAUCUCCAGGAGGUGAUGGCUGAUUUUGAGGCUGGUAAGAUCACCGAGAGCGGCUCGACUGCCGGUAUGUACGGUAUGGCCGCCACUGUUCCCUCGUCCGUCGUUGCCGAGGUUGCCGGAGCCUUCAUCGAUGCCCUCUACAAGCCCUAA
Linnemannia hyalina is the source of this 1635-nucleotide messenger RNA. NCBI's taxonomy places the organism in Eukaryota, Fungi, Mortierellomycota, Mortierellomycetes, Mortierellales, Mortierellaceae. The record is from the annotation of a GenBank genome assembly.